AUGCCAUCAUUUAAAGAACGUUUUCGUCCAUCUCGAAAAUUUAAGAAACACAAAGAAGCAGGGGUCGCUGGUACAGAUGAAUCUAAUAAUUCUGUUGUUGCUAGUACAAUAUCAAUAAAUACUAGUCACAUACCCAAAACAGGUAGGGCAUCAUUGACGACAGUAUCAAUAGCAACAACAGCAGUAGCAGCAGCAGCAACAACCACAACAGCAACAACCGGCAAAACUAUCGAUGAACAUACCGGUUCGGCAGCAUUCUCAACUUAUCAUUCUUAUUAUUUAAUUGACCAAUGUGAGUGA
This is a messenger RNA of Rotaria sp. Silwood2, 300 nucleotides long. The record is from the annotation of a GenBank genome assembly. Lineage: Eukaryota; Metazoa; Rotifera; Eurotatoria; Philodinida; Philodinidae.